This is a messenger RNA of Caenorhabditis elegans, 1150 nucleotides long. RefSeq names its product NR LBD domain-containing protein (gene ZK418.11). The record is from RefSeq and is marked reviewed. Lineage: Eukaryota; Metazoa; Nematoda; Chromadorea; Rhabditida; Rhabditidae. The transcript is spliced from 3 exons. Bases 121 to 1026 code for a protein of 301 amino acids.
AGAUUUCACAUUCCGAUAUCAUUAAUGUCGUCUGCUCAAGAAGAAGUAAAAUAUUGUCUGGUUUGUAAAACAUCACAACCCCAAUUCAGCUAUGGCGCUAGCAGUUGUAAUCCAUGCAAAAUGGUUUUCCGUCGAGCAGUAAACUCCAAAAAACCACCAAAAUCGUGUAAUCCUGGAGAAUGCCCACAAAGAUGUUUGAUUGCUGAGUUCAAACAGAAAUGCCCGAGAAGAAAAUUUUAUGAGUGUAUUAAUGCCAAUAUGAGAAUUGCAUCUUUUGAUAUAUACUCAAACAAAUUUAAACUUAUUCAAGAUUUAAUGUCAUCAGAUGCCGAACGUCAGAAAAUAUUUUAUACAUGCCAUGUGACUGCUGAUUUAAAUUUUGAAGAAAUGCUCGAUCCAAAAUUGGUAAAAUUAUGUAAAAAGGAAAUGGAUGUCGUCUUCACUUCUCAUGAUUGGGUCGCAAUUGAGGCUUUUACCACUCUCGAAUUCAUGAAAAGAAUACAUUUUGUCAAAAUGCUCAAUGCUGAUGAAGCCAAUCUUAUUUUGAAACAUUCGUUUUUCACAUUAUCAAUUGUAUUUAUGGCUGGACGAUCUUAUUUCGAUAAAAAAGAAUUUAUGGUUUUUCCUGGAAAAGUGGAUGUUUUUCCCGAAGAGAUUUCCGAUCAAUAUCCUCUUGAUCUUUUGAAUAGAAUACGAUGCCGUCUUAUUUCAAAGUUUAUUGAACUUCGAAUCACAACCGAGGAGUUUUUAUUGAUGGUUAUUACGUAUUUCUGUCAAAUAUCUUCUAUGCUUGUUGGUUCCUCUGCGAAACGAAUUAUUGAGGAGUAUCUGAGCAUCUACCUGUCUACACUUGGUAUUAACUGUAACUUCCGUUUUCAAAAACACGGACGAAUAAGAUACUUAAAUAUUAUAUUUCUGAGUCAGCUGAUCGAGAAAACAAUAGAAGAUCUUGCACAACUGUUUACAUUAUUCCAAUUGAACCAACCCACUUUGCCAUUGAGAAAGCUUGUCAAAGAAUCUCUCUAAAGCUAGAGUGGCACUUUUUCAUCUAAAACUAUCCCACGUGGGUACCCACCCCUUUUCAAACUUGCAUUGUUAUUCAUUCAACCCUCAAACUUUUCCUCGAGUAAUAAAAGAUCAUCUACAGUAA